Messenger RNA from Ramularia collo-cygni, 1437 nucleotides. RefSeq lists its product as uncharacterized. The record is from RefSeq and is a predicted model, not a curated record. Bases 1 to 1437 code for a protein of 478 amino acids. The transcript has 5 exons. Gene Ontology annotation, molecular function: FAD binding; monooxygenase activity. NCBI's taxonomy places the organism in Eukaryota, Fungi, Ascomycota, Dothideomycetes, Mycosphaerellales, Mycosphaerellaceae. Gene Ontology annotation, biological process: secondary metabolite biosynthetic process.
AUGUCAGAGAAACGAACAAUCAAGAUCGGAUUGGUUGGAGCGGGUCUAGGAGGCUUAACAGCCGCCAUAGCCCUUGCUCGAGCUGGUUGUGAUGUUACUGUACUGGAAGCGGCAGCUGAGCUCGGCGAGAUAGGCGCGGGGAUCCAGUGCACGCCAAAUGUGUCCAGACUGCUCAUCCGAUGGGGCAUCUCUGACAUAAUCGGAGAUGACCUCGUACAAUGCAAGAAUAUCAACAUGCGGAGACAGGAUGGAAAGGUUAUUCAAAGAACGGAGUUGUAUCCCAAGACUUGGUGGAUGGUGCAUCGCCACCAUCUCCAUACUGGACUUACCGAGGGUGCAAGAAGACACGGAGUCAAGAUUAUGGUUGACUCUCGUGUAAAGAAGCUCUCAUAUGAGCGUUCUCCUGUCGAGGUCGAGACCGUGAAGGGCGCGAAAUAUUCGUUCGAUGUUCUCAUCGGAAGCGACGGCCUCAAGUCGGUCGUAAGGACCACGCUUUUUCCUGAUGUUAAGCCUAGGGCUCCCACGAACAAUGCUGCAUAUCGAGCUGUUCUGCCAUAUGAUUAUGUCUACAAGCAAGUCCCGGAGGCUCGCGAAUUUGGCAACGACAUUGAUGUCUGGUCUCUGGAUAAGGGGUACAUCAUUCAAUACCCGAUCUCGGCUGGUAGAGAGUGGAAUGCAGUGAUGUCGCAUUUCCGAGAUGUGCCAGUCACUGAUGUUGAAGACGAUUGCGACAUGGCCGAGAUGCGCGAGUACUACAAAGACGUCGAUCCUCGGCUGAAGAAGAUUCUCGAUCUUGUACCUUCGUCCAAGCGAUGGCCACUCAUGAUUACAGGCCCAUUGGAAUCAUGGUCCAGCCCGCAGAAGAAUGUAAUUUUGAUGGGCGAUGCGGCUCACAGCAUGGUCAAUCAUCUCGCCCAAGGUGCUGCGACUGCCAUGGAAGAUGGAGCUUUCCUUGGUCGUGUCUUUGGUGAAGUUGUCAGAGGGAUACUCACUAUCCCCGAAGCCGUUGACAUUUAUGAGAAGACUCGCAUGCCUCGCGCAUGGGCCAAACAGCAAGCCUCGUUCAUAAUGGGCGGAAUAUACAUGGCCGAGCAUGAUCCUCGUGGAAUUGCUCGCGACGAAAGCUCGGUAGCGUCGGUCGGAGACACACCUGCAAUGGUAGACGUCCGGAAUUUAACCUCGAAGCCUAGAGUGACUGGUCCCGAUGCUAAUGCCCAUAGCUGGAAUCUUUGGGGAGCUCCAGAGACUGUGCAAAGCAUCUUCGGGUAUGACCCGGAAGGUGAUGCAGAUUUCGCAGUGAUAAAGUAUUUGCAGGAAACUAAGCCGUGGGAUCGAGUCACCGGUGUCAGUCAGGGGUUGGAAGAGAAGUGGACUGGGUGGUAUCUGCCCAAGGAUCAAGUUGGUCGUAUUGCGAGGAGUCGAGGGCUGAAACUUUGA